This is a messenger RNA of Pediculus humanus corporis (human body louse), 840 nucleotides long. Its product is annotated as limbic system-associated membrane protein precursor, putative. Bases 1 to 840 code for a protein of 279 amino acids. The transcript is spliced from 6 exons. Gene Ontology annotation, biological process: synapse organization. Gene Ontology annotation, cellular component: neuron projection membrane. Lineage: Eukaryota; Metazoa; Arthropoda; Insecta; Psocodea; Pediculidae. The record is from RefSeq and is a predicted model, not a curated record.
AUGGAAGAGAAGAGAAGAAGGCGCGAAAAAAGAAUCGUAAGAGAAAAUUUACCGACGUCAGAACUUCCUGAUCUUAUUAAUGAAUUGAGUGGUACAUUUCCACCAAAUCUUCCAGUUUCUUUUUUAACGGAAAAUUCAAGCACGAUAACUGCGCAAAUGGGUAGCACCGCUCUCAUACCGUGCGUCGUACUUAACAUAGGAGACGGUUUGGUUUCCUGGAUAAAACGUAAAGAUUAUCAUUUGUUGACCGUCGGACUGACAACGUAUUCUGGAGACGAAAGAUAUCAAGCAAUUCAUUCUCAACAUUCGGAGGAUUGGACACUACAAAUAAAAUUUGUACAAAUGAGAGAUGCUGGCUUAUACGAAUGUCAAGUUUCAUCUCAUCCUCCGACGAGUAUUUUUAUUAAUCUUAAAGUAGUAGAAGCACGUGCCGAUAUAUCCGGUCCAUCGGAAAAAUUUUUAAAACUCGGAAGUUCUUUGAAAUUAACGUGCACGUUGGUUCAAAGCACGGAGCCUCCGAUUUACGUAUUUUGGUAUCAUAAUAAUAGAAUGAUAAACUAUGAUAACGACAGGGGCGUUAACGUCACGACGGAUCUUUUAGGGAAAACAAGCGUUUUGUACAUAGCGAGUGCGAGUCCCGAGCAUACCGGAAAUUAUUCUUGCGUUCCGAACAAAGCUCAACCUGCCAGCACAUUCGUACACAUAUUAAAUGGAGAAAAUCCAGCAGCGAUGCAACACGGACGUGGAAGAGGAUUGUCGUGGUUGCAUUGCAAUUCAAUACUACUCAUCGUCGUUUGUAUUUUAACAUCAAAUUGGAUAAAAACAUCAUCGACGUCGUAG